AAAACAAUCCAUCUUUAAAAUAUGGACACAAAGCUGAAGAUGUCCUGGACGUAUGCAACCCUGCUGGCCCUCGUCGCUGUGCUUGUGGCACUUUCCUUGUCUCCAGAGGCCGACUCUGCAGCUGUGCCCGGCAGCAAAGGCAGCGUUAAAGAGCCUCAAGGUUCAAUGAAGAAGAUCUUCAUGAAAGAGGCAGAUGCAGCAACCUUCUUCAGAAAACGCGGCAGACGAGCCUCAAAGUCUCAGGAUGAGAUUAAUGCUGAGCAGAGGCAGAUUCUAGCUGCAGAUGAACGAAUGAGAGAGUUUAACGAGGAGAAGAGGACCCGGCACGAGAACUUCGCUGAAGAGGAGGAUGAUGAACAAAAUGAGAGGAGCCGAGAGAGCACGGAGCAGUGGAGUGAGUUUCACUACGACGGGAUGCAUCCUCCUCAGGAGUACAACCGCCAGUCCAUCUGAGGCCCAGGGCUGAAGAGAGGAGAGAUGUGAGCUUUUAGAGAAACAACUUAAAAAACACAAUGAGACUUUUCUCCUCUGACACUGACGGUUGAGAUAACAGCUUGUUGUUUUCACCCUUUUCAAGGUUCAAGGUUCUUUAUUAGUCAUACGAACAUAGCUUCAGAGUAGUUAUGCCGAUGAAAUUCUUAAG
Notothenia coriiceps (black rockcod) is the source of this 643-nucleotide messenger RNA. RefSeq names its product upper zone of growth plate and cartilage matrix associated b (gene ucmab). The record is from RefSeq and is a predicted model, not a curated record. Bases 22 to 453 code for a protein of 143 amino acids. NCBI's taxonomy places the organism in Eukaryota, Metazoa, Chordata, Actinopteri, Perciformes, Nototheniidae. Gene Ontology annotation, biological process: embryonic skeletal system development; regulation of osteoblast differentiation. Gene Ontology annotation, cellular component: extracellular matrix. The transcript has 6 exons.